UGCACUGUAGUGUGUAGGAAUACUGGUGAGGAUAAUGUUUCAUUUUCGGAAAAGUACAUCAUCAUCUGUUGACAAAGGCUGGGCAUGGGUUGUCCUGUUUGGGUGUUUCAUGGAGUAUUUAAUAAUACUUGGGAUGUUCAAGUCCUUUGGGUUAUUUUUUGUGGAAUAUCAGAAGAAAUUUUCGGCAACAUCGUCAGUGAUUUCUAUGGUUCUAUCUGUUCAAACAAUUAUAGCAAGUGUUCUAUCUAUUCUCGUCAUGGGAAUCGGAACACGGUUCUUUGGUGAGCGGUCUUUGAUAAUCGGUGGUGCAUUGUUUGGGCUAGGCUCCAGCCUAGGUAACGCAUUUGCCCCUCAGUCUUCAGUCUUGUUCUUCACCCAAAGUACUUUAUUUGCUUUAACUUCGGUUACAGCACAUACGCCCUCCACCUUGAUCCUUGGAAAAUAUUUUGAGAAACGCAGAGGGAUGGCUAAUGCGAUUGCAAAUGUCGGUGGAAGCAUCGGCGGAUUGGCUUUACCCCCUUUGUUUGCUUACUUGUUUGAAGUAUAUGGCCUGCAAGGGGCGCUCAUCAUAGCUGGAGGAAUUUUUCUUCAUUUCAUUCCCAUUGGGAUGUUGAUGAGGCCGAUUGAAAGAAAGGCAAAUGCAGUUCCAGACAUAGAUGAAAAAGACGUUGACCACGAUAAAAUGGUUAAUGGACUUUCUGAUAAAAAGUUUUCUUCAAAUGAUAGAAUAAAAGAUGAAAUUGAAAAUGAAGUGGGAGAAAAACUAAUUGCAAAACGUUUUGAUGGCAGUGGGAACUCACAGCAAAGUAUAAGUAGCUCUAAAGAUGACAGAAACAUACAAGUAAAGCCCUCUGAACUGAUGGGAAGUUUAGCUAACAUUUCAGUGACAAUUUCCAUGGAAGGAAUAAAUAUAGCUAAUUCAAAAUUGGAAAUUGACAAGGACCUUGAUCAAGGUGAAAGAAGCAAAAACUGUUGUAUGCAAUUUUUAUUUACUUUAUUUGACUUUUCCUUAUUUAAAAAUGGUCAGUUUAUCCUCUUAAUGUCUUCUUCACUUCUCGUCUGUGCAGCCUGCAGUAUUCCUAUAACUUAUAUUCCACCUUUUGCUAAGGAUCAAGGAUUACAAACAGAAUUGAUUGGAAUCCUCGUAACCAUUUCAGCUGCAAGUGACCUAGUGGGCCGAUUUUUAUUUGUAUUUAUUGCCGAUAACAAGAAAAUUGAAAGGCGUCAUAUGAUGACAAUUGCGAUGAUCGCCAAUGGAGCUACAUGCUUCAUGGCAUUUUUUUCUACAAAUUUUACAUAUCUAGCGAUUUUUGGCAUCCUUCAAGCUAUGUUUGGAGGCGUUUACUUUUCUAUGAUUAAUGUCCUGAUAGUUGAUUUUAUUGGGUUGGAGAAACUGAACUACGGAAUAGCAUUUGCUGCGGUGACGAGAGGAAUAUCCAUAGCUGUGACUUCAAUGGCUGUAGGUAUUUUACGAGACUCCACUGGAAGUUAUGUUUCAGGAUUUUCUUUGAUGGGAGUAUGCUCAAUUGUUGGGGGAAUGAUUCUACUUUUCAAGCCUUGUGUUUCAAGAUGACAAUAUGGAUGAAUAUUUUCAUACGAUAGGCGAAUAUCUCUAUGGUGUGAAUGUGUUUGAUUUUAGAUACCAGAAGUAUAUGUCACCAAACAAAAAAUUGAUGUUCUUAACCUGUAUACAAUGAACAGUACAAUAAAUGCUAUUGCAGCACAUGCAUUUUACUCUCAAAUUGCUUAUUUACAGUAUCUGAAAGUAUUGACUUCCUGUAUUUUUUUUUAAAUGCCUGAUAUAAGGAAUUAUUUCCAGUGAAAAUAAAAAUAUAACUACCCACACACGCUUUUUCUUCAAUCAACACUGUAGUCUAUUAUAUAACGCAAAUAAUAAUGUUCAACAGUAGGAAGAAAAAGCAACCAGUCUCUUCAUAUUUCUUAGAAUAAGCCGGGAUGAAGAAAAGGCAAUCCAUUAAGUUUUUCUUAGAAUAGCCUCUUUAGAUAUAAUAGAAGUCUGAAAAGUGAAUUGUAAAUCUCCAUGUAUUUAACU
This is a messenger RNA of Saccostrea cuccullata (small rock oyster), 2053 nucleotides long. Its product is annotated as monocarboxylate transporter 12-B-like. The record is from RefSeq and is a predicted model, not a curated record. The transcript has 5 exons. Bases 35 to 1573 code for a protein of 512 amino acids. Gene Ontology annotation, cellular component: membrane. NCBI's taxonomy places the organism in Eukaryota, Metazoa, Mollusca, Bivalvia, Ostreida, Ostreidae. Gene Ontology annotation, molecular function: monocarboxylic acid transmembrane transporter activity. Gene Ontology annotation, biological process: transmembrane transport.